This is a messenger RNA of Delphinapterus leucas (beluga whale), 1601 nucleotides long. NCBI's taxonomy places the organism in Eukaryota, Metazoa, Chordata, Mammalia, Artiodactyla, Monodontidae. The record is from RefSeq and is a predicted model, not a curated record.
GAAAGAAAGAAAGAAAAGCACUGGGACCUGCUCCGGGUCCAGCAGCAGGUGGUCAGUCAAGGAACUUACUAGAACAUCCUCAGCCUGCUGGCCUAACACACAGCGGUCUUACGUCACGGCAGAGUGUGGCGACACAUGAUAAACUUUUGUGCAGAGAAAGCAGACCUCAGAGCUACAGGAGCGCCAUGUAAAAUGACGGGGGCAGAAACCCCUGCAGGGGACAGCUGGUGAUGGAGGGCUGGAAAGAGGCUGCACAGACGUCUGCACCGUCAGGGGCACCACUCUGUAAAAUACUGAGGCCGAGAAAGUGAAUGGACAGUGAGCCGUUCCCCUCCAGGUGGGCCACGGCCAGGGGGGGCUCUUGGUGAUGUGUCCCUCUCUGGUCCCCCGUCCUCACCCUGGUGACUGCCCUGUGAGGGCCCUUCCCAGGGAGAGAGACCAGCCCCGCCCGGGGUCACACAGCCCUGCACCUUGUGCCUGCAGGAGUCAUCCUGCCUGACGGAGACCUCCCUCUCCUCCCCUCGCCUUGACAGCCAGCCCUGGCAUGGCUCCCAGCCCCCCACAGUGACCGAGGGACAAAGGACAGCUGCCCAGCCUGACUUCACGUCAGAGGAGGCCCAGUCGUCCAGUCUUCUGCUGCCAUCUCGGACACGCUGGCAGCCUGUACCCCCUGGGCCAUCUCCUGGACCGCCGCCCCUUCUCACCCCCACGAGGCCAGCAGGCAGGGUGGGACCUCUUGCGACAGAGAGCAAGUCUACUCACUCGGCAAUGUCAUCACUCUCCCUACCCCCACCCCAGGCUCGGGGAGGCCAGGCGCUGCUAAUGGUCAGUCUGCCCAGCCUGGUGUGGACGUGCCAAGUGCCAACGAGCCCCUGGGGGCGGCCAGUGCCAGGCUGGAGUACCCAGGAGAGGAGGUAGGACAGCUGCAGCCCCAAGAUGUAAACAGGCCGAGCGGCUGCAGGUAUAAAAGCUGGAGCCCCCGCAGCCUCUCAGCACCCCCAGCCUGACCCGCCUUCCCAGAGCCCUCGAAGAAAGCCAGGCGAAGGGCCAGGAUGGACGAGGACUUCUCCUCCCAGAUGAAGAAGAUGGCCUUGGCCAUGGGCACAUCCCUGUCAGACAAGGACAUAGACCUGCUGCCCACCGACAUGAGGCACCAUGGCUCCUUCAACUACAUCAAGUUCUUCGAGUACAUGCAGAAGUUCCCGGCCUCGGGGCAGCAGGAGAGUGUCAUCCGCAAGGCUUUCCAGACCCUGGACAAGGACAAGAGCGGCUUCAUCGAGUGGAAUGAGAUCAAGUACAUCCUGCACAUCAUCCCCAGCAGCGGGCCCACCACCCCACUGACGGACGAGGAGGCUGAGGCCGUGAUCCAAGCAGCCGACACGGAUGGGGACGGGAGGAUUGACUUUGAAGAAUUUUCUGAAUUGAUCAAAAAGGAGAACAUUGCAAAGAAGAAGUAGCACCACGUCCAGCCCCAGCCGGCUGAGCAUCCCCCAAGGGGCACCGUGGGUUUCGCGAGUGCCCCAUGGAGGCCAUGGGAGCGGACGCAGCUUGAGGCAGGAAAAUGGAAGAAAAACAGCAUUAAAUGAACCGCAGCCCAUGUG